AUGGACGUCGACAUUCAACUUGAAGAAUUGUUCAUGAAGAGACAAGUGCCUGGUGAAAACAAGGAGGAAACGUGGGAAUCAGAGAAAAACACGAAGAUGAGCUCCGAUGGAAGCAGAUCCUCUUUUGACGAGUUUACCUUUUCAACUCCUGAAUAUGAAACUGAAAAUGGGGACGCGGCCAUGCGAGAAUUCUUCAAGUUUGACGAAUUACCAAAAGAAUCAUCAACGCAAUUUUUAAAAAUUCCACCUUCGCUUUCUCUCGACUCAUCUCCAAACUUGUCAAAUUCUCAGGAUGAAAGUGAAGAAUCUCAGGAUCGUUCGGCAGACUACAUACGGCCUCACAUUGACAAUUCCUAUCCUUUUCUUAUGAGCGAUUCUCAGUUCUCCAAUGCACCCGUAUUUUCUCCCGCGACAAACCUUCACAUCGCUGAUGACCAUUUCAAUGGUACACCUGAUGAUCUAUAUGCAAACGGAGAUGCUGACAAGCAAUUCCUUGAUCUAUCAGGUACCGAUUUUUGUGCUGCGGCCGCAAAUCCUUCAUAUUUAAAUAAUCAAAUUUUUCCGAGCGCCGAUUUGCCUACUAAGGUACCUUUUUUGUAUCCUCAAAGCGAAUCUCUUCCUAAAUCGUCUGCUCCGUUCCCCGAACAUCAAGAUUAUACUUUAUCUGUUAAUCAUAUCCCCGCUGUCAACGAGCAAAAAUGGAGGUCAAGGGUAGAAACUAAUAUGCUAUUUCAGGUUCAAAUUCGAAAGGCUGAUGGCGGAACCGUUCCUUAUAAAUAUAUCCGUUUACCCAAUUGGGCCCAUCGUGAAGAGAAGAAAAAGUCUUUGAAGAAAUCGGUAAGCUCUGUGGAUCCUCAAGAAUAUUUACAAUUAAUUCCGACCGUAAUAACUGGUGAUAAUGCUAGCAAUGUUGUUCACACAUGCUGUAUUCGCUGCUUACUUCGUGAAAGGAAGCGCAAUGCUCGUUCGCAAGCAACGAAAGAUGCUUGUAUGCCUAAUUACGCAAAACUCAAAGCAUACGAGCGUACCAUGGCGGAUGCUACACCAGAGCAAAAGCAUGAUUUUCGAAUACAACUUCUCAAUCAAUUCCCAAAAUUAGAAGACAUUGAUGAAGAAAGAAUGAUUAUGGUUUUUACUGGUCCUGAAUUCGUACCGCUUGAGUCAACUCAACAUGGAAAAGUUGCCCAUAUCAAUGCCAGAAUAACAUGCUACUCGUCGCAUCAGUCUUGCCCUUAUUUCCGUUUAACAUGGGAUCUGUAUUCUUCAUCAAGCCUUGUAGCCCGUCUUUCCUUUCCGGAACCUAUAACCGUACUUGAUGAUCAUAAAAGCCGAAAUACACCUAAAGUCAUCAGACAAGGGAAAAAGUUGAAUCCUGCCGAUAAUCAUUCUAGGCAGAAAAAUUUUUCACCGGCUUUAAUUGAUACAGUUAAGGGACCUACUGAAAAGCGAAGAAGGACAUUGUCUGACAUAAAUUCUCAUCUUCUUCCUCAGCAAUGGAGUAAACCAGGUGUGAUUCCUGAAGCUUCUGAUGUUCUUGAGGAGAAUGCUGCUAGUGUAGUUUCGAACAAACCUACAUUUCAUAUGCCUAAUGAUUGUUCGGCAACUCCUUCUACUAAUGACGAUCAUGUUUUACACGUUCCACGUGAUACGAUUAAUAAAGAAUCUAUGGAGAUGGAAGCAAUACCCAUUUCCCAUGAGUUUUCUCAGUACAGUCAAUUUUUAAACGCCUUUUCAGAAAACGAUGACCCCAAUAUAGGGCCUUUUACGUCAAACGUUGAUCCCUACCAGUCGAUUCCCGAGACAACCCAUUCUAAUAAGCAGAGCAUAAGUAGUGCCGCUUCUGCCACACCAAGCUCUCUCCAGCCCAGGGAUCCUCUUAUUUCUCGUAUUAUACCCAACAAAGGAUCAAUUAUGGGUGGUUAUGAAGUAACUAUUCUAGGUGCUAAUUUUUUCAACGGUCUUGUCUGUUUGUUUGGGGAAACUCCAGCAGCUGUGACUUUUUCUUGGAGUGAUUCAACAAUUAUUGCAACGUGUCCUCCUGCAGCAGUGGCUGAAACAGUUCCUGUAAAAUUCUUUAAUUAUUCUAUGGAAACAAGUGGCUCAAAUGCUACAUUUACCUAUGAGGAUAACCUCGAUAACGAACUUUUUAAGUUGACGGUACAAGUCCUUGGUUUGAAGCUUACUGGAACGGUUCAAAACCCUUUAACGCUGUCUAAGAAGCUCUUAAGCUCAUGGAGGGAUGAUUUUGCUCAAUAUAUCACGAACUCUAUAAAACCAACCUCUAACCAAGGCUGUGAAACUAGUCAUGAUUGUAUGAACGAAAAGAUUGAGUCUUUAAGAAGUAUGGUAACUCAGGUCGCGAAGGAGCAUAAUGUUCCAUUCCCGGACAGUGUUGAAAACACUGUAUUGGCCGCUUUGUCUAUAGUAGAAGAGACAGAGACAACGUUUCCUACUGACUUUGAUGUUGUAAAUGAAUUUGGUCGUACACUACUGCACUAUUCCGUUGCCGCUGGCCUUGGUUCCGCUACAACGCUCCUAAUUAACAACGGAGCAGAUAUAAAUAAAAGGGAUUCUUUGGGUUACACACCUCUGCAUUAUGCUGCACUCUACGAAUAUCCUGACAUCUAUUUACGCUUACUUUCAAAAGGUGCAUUACCGGACUUAGCUGGUGCUAACGAUCAAUGUGCGAAUGAUUUAGCCAGUGUGAAGUUCAAGAGUUUGGUUGCCGAAAAGAAAGAAAUGGACUUUGCUUUAAUCGAUGAAAAGUCUGGAGCUGAAUCUGGCCUAAGUUUGAAACAAUCAAGCACUAUAGAGGAAAUCAAAGAAAAAUUAUGGAUACGGUCAUCAACGCUAUUUCCUUCUUUACAUGAGUUACCCCAGAACUACAUGAGUGAAGUUCCGUUACUUAUGCAGAAAGCUAUGGUUUCUACCUUGAGAAGCAUAUCCGCUAUUCCUGAUGAUGUUCCUCCUCCCUAUUCUGAAGUUGCCAACGAAGGUUAUGUACCUCAAGCUAUUUCUAAUGAUCCUUCAAAGGAUGCUGAUCAUAACAAAAGUGCUUGGUGGUCACUAAAAUGGCAAUCACGCUUGGUUGGUCGAGGAAAAACGAGUGCUCUGACUCCGGAAGAAACAAAAGCCAUUCAAGAGCAAGCAAAAACGUUGAAAAAAGCAGGAAUGGAUUUGAUGCUUUUCUCUUUUUGGCUUCCUGCUCUGUUGGUUUUGACGAUUUUUGGACUUCGGAGUUAUGCACAGUUAAUCGGAGGAUAUUUAUAUCAAUUUAUAAUUGGUGCCUGA
This is a messenger RNA of Schizosaccharomyces osmophilus, 3291 nucleotides long. It is a transcript of the gene mga2, whose product is annotated as membrane sensing transcription coactivator, ankyrin repeat containing Mga2. Gene Ontology annotation, cellular component: nucleus. Gene Ontology annotation, molecular function: protein binding; transcription coregulator activity; double-stranded DNA binding. The transcript has a single exon. The record is from RefSeq and is a predicted model, not a curated record. Gene Ontology annotation, biological process: regulation of transcription by RNA polymerase II. The coding region runs from base 1 to 3291 and encodes 1096 amino acids. Lineage: Eukaryota; Fungi; Ascomycota; Schizosaccharomycetes; Schizosaccharomycetales; Schizosaccharomycetaceae.